Agrilus planipennis (emerald ash borer) is the source of this 2168-nucleotide messenger RNA. RefSeq names its product COP9 signalosome complex subunit 2-like. Bases 73 to 1398 code for a protein of 441 amino acids. Lineage: Eukaryota; Metazoa; Arthropoda; Insecta; Coleoptera; Buprestidae. Gene Ontology annotation, biological process: protein deneddylation. The record is from RefSeq and is a predicted model, not a curated record. The transcript has a single exon. Gene Ontology annotation, cellular component: COP9 signalosome.
CUACAACUGUCAAGAAGGACAAACGUCCUUGGUGUUCCUGUGCAGAGUAGAAUAAUCUAUUUUGAUAAGACAAUGGCCGAAUGUGAUUAUAUAAUGAGUGACGAUGAAGAUUAUGGAUUAGAAUAUUCAGAAGAUAGCACAUCCGAACCAGAUGUUGAUUUAGAAAACCAGUACUAUCACAGCAAGGCAAUGAAAGAGGAAGAUCCUGUAGCAGCUCUUGCAGCAUUUCAAAAAGUAAUUGAUUUGCAAGGACCCUUUAAAGGCGAGUGGGGUUUUAAAGCGUUAAAGCAAAUAGUCAAGAUUAAUUUCAAGUUAAAGAACUACGAAGAAACCGUAACGAAAUACAAGGAAAUGUUAGGUUAUAUAAAAAACGCGGUAACCAAGAACCAUGGUGAGAAAUCGAUAAACUCCAUUUUGGACUAUACGUCAAGCACAGAAAACAUAGAAGUGUUGCAGGGAUUUUAUGAAACAACAUUGGACACACUUAAACACACUAAAAAUGAUCGAUUGUGGUUCAAAACGAACGUGAAGUUAGGUAAGGUGUUCCUCGAACGACGAGAAUUCAACAAGGUUGCCAAUAUCGUUCGCCAAUUGUACCAAUGUUGUCAGACGGAAACGGGUGAAGACGAUGUUUUGAAAGGAACACAACUCCUCGAAAUAUACGCGUUGCAAAUCCAAAUGUACACGGAGCAAAAGAACAACAAGCUUCUCAAGGAGUUGUACGACCGCUCGUUAAGGGUACGUUCGGCUAUACCUCAUCCGCUCAUAAUGAGCGUCAUUAGAGAGUGUGGCGGCAAGAUGCAUUUACGCUCGGGAGACUACGAACAGGCGUACACCGAUUUUUUUGAGGCGUUCAAGAACUACGACGAGUCGGGCAGCCCGCGUCGUACCACUUGCUUAAAGUACCUCAUACUAACUAGCAUGCUGAUGAAAUCGGCAAUUAACCCGUUCGACUCGCAAGAGGCCAAACCGUACAAGCUCGACGCCGAAGUUCAAGCCAUGACCAAUUUAAUUACGGCGUAUCAAAAUAAUGACAUGAAACAGUUCGAGAACUAUUUCCAAGAGAAUAAGGAGUCACUACUGAAAGACCCGUUCAUAUGCGAAAAUAUCGAAAUACUACUUAAGAAUGUGCGUACUCAGGUGUUACUCGCGCUCGUUAAACCUUAUAAAAAAGUAGCGUUAUCUUACAUUAGCCGUGAAUUGAACAUUUCCGAGGACGAAACCGAACACGUUCUUAUUUCUUGCAUUUUGGACGGACUUCUUAAAGGAAGAAUAGACCAAGUUAACAAUGUUUUCAUCAAAAACACCGAAAAGAACGAGGCGCAACAAGACCGUUACAACGUUCUUAAAACUUUGACCGAUCGGAUUGACAAAAUACAUCGGUCUUUAACGGAAUAACUUAUUGUUAUCUAUUUAAGAAAACAGUUCGUCACAUUUAGAAUUAAAGUUCAGUUUUUUCAUGUUUACUAUAUAUACCUAAAAUGAUGCAGGAAACUAUGCAGUAUCCAAAAACCGUUAAAUAAUACUUUCGUACUUACUAGAAGAGUUCAGCCUAUUGAAUUAUUAUAAAUUCCACGAUUUUCGAGAGAUUUCUUUAAAUUUAAAAAAGUAAUACUACGGUCAAAACACAUAAAUUUUUCGCUGCAUCAGAACUAUUUUUAUUUUUUAAGUCCAAUAAAAAAAAAACUACAAUUUAAUAAGUCAUUUCAAUACAGAAAAUAAAUGUCUAGUUAGAACUCUCACUUUUACAUACAUUUUCGAACAACUAUCGAACUUGAAAUGAUGAACUUUCAGGAGCUAGCAUAGGUAAAUAUCUCGAAAAUUGUGAGAUCUUUAUUAAGACUAUUUUACCUUCAGCAGACACUGAUGGACUAAUCCACUAUUAGAUAAUGGACUUUUUAUUAUAUAAACAUUUUAAACCUCUUGUUAUUCCUUGUAUGAUAUUUAUAGAAACAAAAAAAUUUUUUAUGCAACUGUAACCUUACUGUAACUGAAAAUAUAUAUAAUAAGCAACGCAUAAGCGUCUUAAACUUUUGACAUAUUUGCUUUUUCUUAUCAACACCCCACUUAAAGGCGACCAAGCGCGAGUCUGACUGGCGCACCGAGAAUUCCGAACAAACUUGUAACUAUGCAAAUAGUUUUCCCGCUUUUUCCGAGUAUAUUUUAAG